Messenger RNA from Arachis ipaensis, 1017 nucleotides. RefSeq names its product L-ascorbate oxidase homolog. Gene Ontology annotation, molecular function: copper ion binding; oxidoreductase activity. NCBI's taxonomy places the organism in Eukaryota, Viridiplantae, Streptophyta, Magnoliopsida, Fabales, Fabaceae. The record is from RefSeq and is a predicted model, not a curated record.
AUGGUUGACAAUGUUAAGCUGAAACACCAAUCAAUUUUUAAGCUCAAAAUCUUGGGUGACCUCAAAUUUUUUCUGGGUUUAAAGCUCGCACGCUCUAAAGAUGGCAUCUCCCUUACUCAGAGAAAGUAUGCGAUAUCGUCAUUGGAAGAGACAUGUUACUUAGGAUGUAAGCCUGCAACCACGCCUAUGGAUGUGACUCUGAAACUUCGAGCUGGUGAAGGUGAUCCCGUAUCUAACCCAUUCCACUAUAGAAGAUUGAUUGGCCGCCUCAUGUAUUUGACUAUUUUCAGGCCAGACAUUACCUUCGCCGUAGUGAAAUUGGCCCAGUUUAUGUCUGAUCCGCACCUUCCCUAUAUAAUAAAAGAGGGGAAAAAUCACCAAAAGAGAGAAAUAUAUAUCUAUAGAAAUGGCUCGUGCAGCUAUUUCCGUGGUGAUGCUUUGCCUCUUUGCUCCGAGACUCCACUCAAGCUCGCUCAGUACUACGGUGUUGGUGACAAGGUCUUCCAGUACAACCUCAUCAGCGACAGCCCCGCUGAAUACAUCAACAAGAUCACCGUCGCCCCUAAUGUCCUCAACGCCACCUUCAGGGAUUUCGUUGAGAUCGUCUUCGAGAACCCCACCGUGUCCGUCCAGUCCUACAACCUUGACGGUUACUCUUUCUUCCUUGUCGGCAUGGAGGAAGGAAGGUGGAGCCCAGACAAGAGGGAGAACUACAACCUUCUUGAUGCUGUGAGCAGGCACACCGUGCAAGUGUUCCCUAACUCAUGGUCCGCCAUUUUGUUGACAUUCGACAACGCCGGAAUGUGGAACUUGAGGUCUGAGAAUGCCGAAAACCGCUACUUGGGACAACAGAUGUACGUUAGCGUUUUGUCACCUGAAAAGUCCUUGAGGGAUGAGUACAACCUUCCCCUCACCCAACAAGUCUGCGGUAUCGUAAAGGAUAUGCCAGUUCCAGCUCCAGUUUAUCACUAAGCUAUUAUUUCUUACCAUUAUAUUAUACUAGGUGUACACUAAAAU